Penicillium maclennaniae is the source of this 2070-nucleotide messenger RNA. RefSeq lists its product as uncharacterized. NCBI's taxonomy places the organism in Eukaryota, Fungi, Ascomycota, Eurotiomycetes, Eurotiales, Aspergillaceae. The record is from RefSeq and is a predicted model, not a curated record. The transcript is spliced from 3 exons. The coding region runs from base 1 to 2070 and encodes 689 amino acids.
AUGCUGGACUGGAUGAAAGGGAACGAGGGCAAGGCUGCAGACGCCUCCAAGGUGCUGGAGCCGCCCGAGACCCCAGCUCCCGUGUUCGCGAUGCGCGCUUUCAAGAGUGCCUUGUUUGGAACGCCCGCCGUAGAAGAGGAAGAAAAGCGCGUGUCGCAACCAAGGCCGUCGAUCCAUCAACGCAGUCAGAGCGACACGACCCAUCCCAUCCCUAUCGAGAAGACAGAAGCCCCGAAACUCGACCCCGACCCCGACACGAUCUUUAACCCCUCGGGUUCUCCAACGAAGAGUAUCCUCGUGACACCCGGGACAAUUGCAAACCGACGCAAGACGGUCUCCUUUGGUGAAGGUGUUGUUGACAAUGAAGGUAAACGUGACGCUCGCGUUACGAAAACGCCUUCUAACCCUGCGGGCAAUAUCACAACGCAAUGGAUGUCAGGGUCAGCCGAUGGCAAGCCCCGAAGCAAGCUCACUCAGACACUGCUUGAUGCGCGGGAUAAUGCGAGCAAAAAUUCCGAGUCGCCAACGAAAUCUGUGACAAGCUCCAGAUCUGACACGAAGAUUGUCGCACGAUCCCAAUCCAAGGAUGAAGUUGAAGACAUCACCCUCAACUUGGAUGAGCCACGUUCGGAGUCGGGUAAAUACUGGAAGACGGAGUUUGAUGCCUAUCGAGUUCGAACCAAUCGAGAGAUCAAAAAGCUCAUCCACUAUCGGUCAGUCGCCAAGUCUUAUGCUCGGAAGAAAGACUCAGAGUCUCUGCGACUAGCAGAUAAGCUGCGUGAGGAAGAGGAGAAGGUGGUGGAGAUGGAACGCCAGGUCUCACGCCUUGCCUCCGCAAUUGUCGGGGAGGGAUCUCAGGCUGGCAAGGAAGAAUUGAUUCAAGAUCUCACCAAGCAAACUACCUUGGCGCUCCAGGUGGUGAAAGGUGAUGUAAUCGAAACCACCGAGUCAACCAAGGAAGAGCAACAUUCAGACAAUUCAUUCGAGCUACGCAAAGCGCAGCAGGAGCUGAAGCAAGCCAACGCUCAAAUCGAGGAAAUGAAGCGGCGGAGUUCAGACCUCACCACACUUCAGAAUCUCGCGCAAAGCUCGGAAAAGAAAGCGCAAGAUCUCGAAAAGGAGAAUCACUCUCUCAAACAAACCUUGGCACGCGUCAAGCAAGAAAUGUCGCGAUACGAAGGCCGGCGCAAGGAGAAGGAAACGAAACUCAAGCAGAGAGAAGCCAAAUUGGAAGCCCGAAUCCAAGAGUACCGAGACCGUUUGAAGACAACCUCUCAGGAGCACCGUGCAUCAGAGGAGGCGCUGCGUGCGAAUUUCGAGGAGGAACGCCGUCGAAUGCAAAACCAGAUUGACCUCUUGAGGCUACGUUCUGCUGGUACAGAGCAUGGCCCGACCCUACGUCCCCAGCAACGCCACUCCUUGAGCCCGCGCAAAGAGUAUUCGGGGGUCCAUGUAUACGACUUUGCAGGCAAAGACCACCCAGAGUUCGAAGAAGAAGCCACCGAUGACAUUGAAGCACCACCAAGCCCAAGCCCUCGCUCCAAGGGACGACAGGCCCGCAAUGCGACAACAGGCGUGCCAGAUCUAAGAAGAGUUCGAGAUGUCGCCGCUGAUGAUGACGAGGUCACGCAUUAUUUAAACCAGAUCCUCCCCAGACCCCGUCACGUUGUGCAUACAGAGCAGGACGCAAUUCCACCCUCGUCACCACCGGAGAUCGCGCCUGUCAAACCACUUAGUCGCAACCACACGAAGUACCAGUCCAUUCGAGAUGGCCAACGCUCAUAUCGCUCUCUGUACUUGCGUGAUCCCGACAACAAGGAUGCAGGAAUUGCGCAGCGUCCGCGACCCCACAUCAAGUCCACCUUAGAUUCAAUCUCAGGCCUACCUGCUACGCGGCCUAAUUAUGCCGGAUACACAAUUUCCGCAGGUGAGCGCGGCCCCCGACGUGGACUGGCCGACAUGAGAAGCGACAUGCUCUCACCGGAGAGAGUGGCCGCAGCAAAAUCGAGGCUUAAGCAGAAGCACGAAAGUCGAAAAUCAAAGGCUCUACUUGGAAAGGAGAAUUUGUAA